Messenger RNA from Dreissena polymorpha, 1155 nucleotides. RefSeq names its product multiple epidermal growth factor-like domains protein 10. Lineage: Eukaryota; Metazoa; Mollusca; Bivalvia; Myida; Dreissenidae. The transcript has 7 exons. The record is from RefSeq and is a predicted model, not a curated record. The coding region runs from base 1 to 1155 and encodes 384 amino acids.
AUGUAUGACGACGCUAACACGAUGUCCGCUCUGGCGCACGGACUCACUGACAAAGUGACCUCCGUUGAAGAAGUAGCAGGAGCGAAAUGUGACAUGUGUGCACCAGGAAGGUAUGGUGCAUUAUGUGAACAGUCAUGUUCCCUAGGAUGUAGUGGAGGAUCGUGUAAUAAAACUGAUGGGACAUGUAGUUGUCUUGCGAACUUUACAGGAGCGAAAUGCGACAUGUGUGCACCAGGAAGGUAUGGUGUAUUAUGUGAACAGUCGUGUUCCCAAGGAUGUAGUGGCGGAUCAUGUAAUAUAACUGAUGGGACAUGCAGUUGUCUUGGAAACUUUACAGGAGCGAAAUGCGACAUUUGUAAACUGGGGUGGUAUGGUGCAUUAUGUGAGCAGUCUUGUUCCCAAGGAUGGGCGAAAUGCGACAUUUGUGCAACAGGAAGGUUUGGUGCAUUAUGUGAACAGUCUUGUUCCCAAGGAUGUAGUGGAGGAUCAUGUAAUACAACUGAUGGGACAUGUAGUUGUCUUGGAAACUUUACAGGAGUGAAAUGCGACAUUUGUAAACUGGGGUGGUAUGAUAAAUUAUGUAACCAGUCUUGUUCCCAAGGAUGUAGUGCAGGAUCAUGUAAUACAACUGACGGGACAUGUAGUUGUCUUGGAAACUUUACAGGAGCGAAAUGCGACAUUUGUACACUGGGGUGUCUUGUUCACGGGGAUGUAGUGGGGAAUCAUGUAUUAAAACUGAUGGGACAUGCAGUUGUCUUGGAAACUUUACAGGAGCGAAAUGCGACAUUUGUGCACAAGGAAGGAGCUAAAUGUGACCAGUGUGCUGCCGGAAGCAAACAUUGCCUGAACCAGUCCUGUCAUAUAAACGGAGACUGUGAUCUGGGAUGCGCUACUAACUCCUACGGAAAACGUUGUGAUGAUCCUUGUCCUGAAAACUGUGCCGUCAUUGAGAAGGCUUCUGCGUGUUUGCAGAUCAGCGGUGUGUGCUUGCGAGGAUGCAAAGAUGGAUACGAAGGAGAUAUUUGUGUUCAGGUCUCGAAACAAGACGGGGCUGAAUCAAGUGGCAAAAUUGCUAGAAUAGCAGGUGGUGUUGCAGCCGUUGUGUUUGUUGCUCUAUCGUUAAUUGGUGUUUGGGUUUUUGUUCGAACAAGGUAA